This is a messenger RNA of Aspergillus ochraceoroseus IBT 24754, 2579 nucleotides long. Its product is annotated as tRNA (guanine26-N2)-dimethyltransferase. The record is from RefSeq and is a predicted model, not a curated record. Gene Ontology annotation, molecular function: RNA binding. NCBI's taxonomy places the organism in Eukaryota, Fungi, Ascomycota, Eurotiomycetes, Eurotiales, Aspergillaceae. Gene Ontology annotation, cellular component: nucleus. The transcript has a single exon. The coding region runs from base 90 to 2462 and encodes 790 amino acids. Gene Ontology annotation, biological process: tRNA N2-guanine methylation.
GAGUUGAUAGUUAGGAGUUAGUUAACUACCUCCCUUUUGAAGCCCUUUUUACACGGCCUUUCGGGCGAAAUUAUUCCUCUGAUGGACAUAUGAGCUGGGUCCUGAAACUCUCUCGUUUCCCUGCGACUUCUGCCACCUUCAGACCUCUGCCAAUUAACCCCCAGGUCUUCGCAGCGCACUUCGAGAAAUCCCAUCGCUCUCGCCCCGCCUCCGGACAGCAUUGCUUAGGACAACCAUCGGCGCUACGGACCUUUCACUCGUCGCACAUCAAAAUGGCGGCUCCUGUUUCUUCCGAUCCUGCCGGUCAAUUGGUGCAGCAUGGUGGUAAGGAAUACCACCGCGUCCAGGAAGGACGGGCAUACAUUUUGAACCCACCAGGUGAAGCUGCAGCGUCCCUUGGGACAAGGAGGGACCUCAAGCCAGAUGACGAGUCCCAGACUGUCUUCUAUAAUCCCAUCCAGCAGUUUAAUCGGGAUUUGAGUGUUCUUGCGAUCAGAGCUUACGGAGAGCACGUGCUCGCGCUGAGGAAAGAGAAACUAGAGAAACGCAGACGGAGGGCACAGAGCGGCAAGGGAGGGAGGAAUAAGAAGCGCAAGAGAGAGGACGAUGAUGAAGAUACGAAGCAGCAGACGCGUAAAAUCGACACCGAGGCUACACGUGUCGUUGAGGGGGAGACUCAACCCCAACCGGCGCCACAACCUCCGGUGGAAGCUGAUCCUCCGCAUUCGUUCACAAUCUUAGAUGCGCUGUCCGCGACGGGCCUGCGUGCGCUGCGAUACGCCUCUGAGAUCCCAUUCACCACGCGCGUGGUGGCCAACGACCUCUUAAGCUCCGCGAUUCAAUCAAUGAAAAUCAACAUCGAGUACAAUCAGCUUGAGAAGCUCAUUCAGCCUAACAAUGGCGAUGCCCGUAUGUACAUGUACAGCCUUCUUAGCCCGGCCGAUGCUCGGAAGAAUGAAUCCAAUGUUGGCAAGUUCGACGUGAUAGAUCUGGACCCUUACGGCACUGCUGCGCCGUUCCUGGACGGAGCUGUCCAAGCUGUCAAGGAUGGAGGUCUUCUCUGCGUGACCUGUACUGAUGCGGCAGUUUGGGCUUCAAAUGGAUAUCCUGAGAAGGCGUUCGCACUAUAUGGAGGUGUACCGGCUAAGGGAACCCAUUCCCAUGAGGCUGGCUUGCGCCUGAUCCUGAACAGUCUGGCCACAUCCGCAGCUAAAUACGGUUGCGCAAUUGAGCCCCUCUUAUCUCUAUCAAUCGACUUCUAUGCGCGUGUCUUCGUCCGUCUUCACCGAUCUCCAGCGGAAACCAAGUUUAUCUCAGGCAACACCAUGCUCGUUUACAACUGUGACUCUGGCUGCGGGGCUUGGACGACGCAGCCCUUGACUCAGACAAAGCAGCGACUAGACAAGAAGGGCAACCCGUUUUACCACUAUGGAUUCGCGCAAGGCCCAACCUCCAACACAAGGUGCGAACACUGCGGGUUCAAAACCCACAUUGCUGGUCCGAUGUGGGCUGGCCCUCUGCACAACCCUCACUUCGUCCAAAAAGUCCUCGACCUUCUCCCGCAAGUGGAUAAGGAUACCUACAAAACCACCGACAGAAUCGAGGGCAUGUUGACCACAGCUCUCGAAGAAGAUCUCAGCCCCGAAGUCUCCCCAGAAAACCACCCCACCACCACAAGCGCUCCCGGCGCCGCCAGCGAUGCCCUAAAACCAGAAAUCGACGAACAAUCCUCCUCCUCCGCCUCCUCCUCCUCCUCCUCCUCCGCCAUCAUCCCACGCAUGGACCCCUCCCUCCGAGAACUGCACCCAUUCUAUUUCAGCCUCAGCCAACUCUCCAAGGUCCUCCACGUAUGCACCAUCCCCGUCGAUGCAUUCCGCGGCGCCCUCCUUCACCUAGGAUACCAAUGCACCCGCAGCCACACCAAACCCUACACAACGCGUACCGACGCCCCCUGGUCCGUGAUCUGGGAGAUCAUGCGCGAAUGGGUCCGCCAGAAGGAACCCGCCAAGGAAGCAUCCUUGAAACCGGGAACCCCAGGCGCAGGAAUCAUGGCCGCUAAGCGCAAGAACCAACCAUUCAGCAGUGCCGACAACAACGACGCACACCACCUGGCCUCCUUAAAAAGCGACCUUCUCGCCGCCGCCGCCGCCGCCGAAACAGGCAAGGAUCUAUCGGACCUCGUCACGAAAAUCGAAGCUGCGCUGUACCGCUCGGGGGCCCGUCGCCACACAACAUCAACAAUCGAGUCUGGAUCUAAUAAUAGCCAGGCAACACACCACGAGCAGCCCGAUUCCCCGGACCAGAACCAGAAUCUCGACCCUGCCAACCAAUCCGCACCUCUCCAGGUCGUCUUCGACGAGGCUCUAGGACGCGAGGUGCGUCCCAAGAAACGCCUCGUUAGAUAUCAGCUUAAUCCUCGUGCGAACUGGGGGCCUUUGAACCGCGCUUCUGGAGGGACCUAGUUACCUAGUUGGCUAUAGCUUCUUUUUAUCCAGAUGGAGUGUGCCGAUGGAUAGAGAUGUUUUUAGCAAUGCAAAAAGAUAUGUGUAUAUAUAUAUUUAUACAUAUAGAUAACUCUC